Physcomitrium patens is the source of this 1798-nucleotide messenger RNA. RefSeq names its product ethylene-responsive transcription factor ERF035. Gene Ontology annotation, biological process: regulation of DNA-templated transcription. NCBI's taxonomy places the organism in Eukaryota, Viridiplantae, Streptophyta, Bryopsida, Funariales, Funariaceae. Gene Ontology annotation, molecular function: DNA-binding transcription factor activity; DNA binding. The record is from RefSeq and is a predicted model, not a curated record.
CUCAUGUGAGUUGUUGGAAUUUUUUUUGUUUUAAUUCUAACAGCUGCACUGCCGCCCCCCACCGAACGGGAAAGGAUGUGGCCCGUGUCUGUGAUAUUUGUGGAUCUGCUACUUGUUUGAAAUUUCUCGGAAGUCUUAUUCGUGUUCGGUGAUCGAUUGAAAUAAAUUGAAAUAUAGAUGGAUUGGAAAGAAGUCAAACGGGUCUUUUCCGAGAAAAUCGAGUAUAUAAGCUCUUAGAGGAUGUUUGAAGUUCCAAAUCAUCAGGUCAUUCCACCAGAGCUAUUUUUUCCUAGCAUGUCAGCUCAUCUUGAAUUGUUUCUCUCUUUGCAAUCGGAGCCCUUUUUCGUAGGCAAUCUCAUUUGCGCCUUCCAUAAAUUUGAAGUGUUGGAAUUGAGCUGGCUGAAUCAAUCAUGCAGCCUUUGGAGGUAGCAUGACGGACCAAACUAGGAUUGAUCAGGCUUGAAUCGUCAGCAGUGCGCAGUUCGCUCUGAGUCGUAGGGCUCGCUUUCGCAAUUUGGAUUGUUUGGUCAACUAAUCAACCUUAAUGUUGCCCCCUUUAAACGUUUUUUUUCGAACGAAGGAGUAGUUUUAGACAAUCGUUUACAAUUCCGCAAUUCGCACCUGCCUAUAUAUUCUCUCAAAGUGUGACUGAUGAUGUGAUUGGCUUAAGCUCACGAGUAUCAUUGAUUUAAUAAAAGCUACUAACGUGCCUGACGGGAAGCCGCGUCCUCAGAAGUCCCAGGGGGUAGGUACAUUAUUACUCAGAUAGUUACAGAGGGAUGAGUUCUUCUCAGCACCAGUACCGGGGUGUGCGGGUUAGGAGAUGGGGCAAGUGGGUUUCGGAAAUCAGAGAGCCUCAGACCAAGAAACGUAUCUGGCUGGGCUCCUACCGAUCUGCAGAGGAGGCUGCGCAUGCUUAUGAUGCAGCACUGCUGUGUUUGCGAGGCCCUAUAGCCAAUCUGAACUUCCCCAAUCAGAGACCGGCGCUCCCUUCUGGCUCUCCAGGCCAUUACAGCACCCGGGAGGUUCAAGCAGCUGCUGCAGGGGCGGCGGCUGCGUCUGUUGGUAGGCGGUUUUCGUUCAGUGAGUUCAUGUCGCCCACCAGAUCCUCCGACAGCAGCGAUAAUGAAGUGAAAGACAUCACUUAUCCUCCCGGAUCACAUGGAACGUCGUCAUCGCAGUAUGUGUCCUGGAAUGAUACAGAAUUCGCUGAGGAUCAAUUUGAUGUUGAACGGGAUCUGUAUAAUGCUCUGCUGAUACCUCCGCCUUAUUAUAACGACACUAGGGAUGAUAGUGAUAAUGACGACAACCCCCUUGACGGUGGCUUCUCUCUGUGGAACAAUUGAAUCGAAUGCAAUCUCCUAGUUCGAUGGCAACUGAAUUCUCAGUCAAACUGUGGCUUUAGAUGCUCAUUUUUGACCGUGGCUUGUUUCGAUAAUGAGAUCAAUACUCUCAAUGAUCUCGUGGUUAUUAGAUUAGAGAAGAGCUUAUUAGUAUUGUCAUACAAAAGAACCUUGUCUGAAGUUCCGAGGAACUUCACUCCCUGCGCUGCUUGUAGCACACAACACGGCAAAGAUGAGUCGGAGUAAUCUAUGCAUUGUAUCAUUUCACUUUGAAUUACUUAGUUAGGACUUUCGACAUCUGAGUGCUUUAUAUCAGAAUUCAUCCUCUGAAUGCAUUAAGAUUAUCAGAGUUUGAAUUAGUUAUCUUCCAUUCCAUACCGUCACAGUGCACUGUACGUUAUUUCAACACAAUGUUACACCAAUAAUGUGACUGGCUCCUGCUGAUUUAAAGAUUC